GCUGCGUUCCGGGUCAAUUAUAUAAUACUCGACCUGCAACAAAACGACCCAAAUCUAAUCUGCCUGCGUGAGAGCCUGCUAUGCAGUCCGCUGCGAGGGGCUGCCACGCCCCCGCGGGGCUUAGCUCGAGCUUGCUACGUAGUCGAACAUACGUGCCGCCAUGUGCACCUAGCAGCAGCGGGCGUGUUGUGGGCAGCAGGCAUAUAACCGCACGCGCAGCAGGAGGCAAGGGCGGGGGCAAAGACGACAAGGCCAAGGAGAAGGCCGAUUUUUCUGCUCUCUGGGCGUUGCGUAUUAAGAACUUCUUCAGUAGCCGCCGGAAGUAUUUGCAGCAGGCGGAGCAAGUCGGGGAUGAUGACAAGGAGAAGGCCUUUAAAGCGGAGAUCGCAAAGGAGGAGCGAAGCAUCCGGGAGCUCAAAGACGAACUCGUAGCAAUUAGCAUGGAGGAGAUCGAGGAGCAGGAGAAGCAGGGCGAUCCCCGGCCGGCACUUGCGGCGACCGACAUUGCGCAGGCUCGCAUGGAUCUCCAAACCAGCCCCCUGACGCGCGCGGUGCUGGCGGUGGUGCGGGUGCGUGAGCUGCUGCGGGCGCUGCUGCUGCUGCCGUUCAGCGCGGUGGGCGGCGCCGUGGCGGCCUGGCAGGGGCUGUUCAACUCGCAGCGCUAUGAGAACUUCCUCAUGUCCGAGGGAGAGCGCAUCUGGGCCUGGCGCAACCGCUCGGAGAACGAGCGCUGGUUCUGGGAGGUGUUCGCGUGGGACCGACUCAUAUUCCCCAUCCUGGUGAUUGUGGCGUGGGAGUACCUGGUGCCCAACCACCUGGUGUGGGCGGUGCUGGCCCCGCUGGCGCUGCUGACGUGGAUGAGCGGCCGGCUGCCCACGCCCGCCACACCCGAGUUCUGGAUGCUGGCCUACUUCGGGUUCUACCGCAAGGUGUGGCCGGACGCGGCGGCCUGGCUGCAGGGCUAUGUGGUGCCGCUCAUGGGCUUUGCGUGAGGAGGAUGAGCAGCGCAGGAGGGCGAGGAGAGCAGCAGGAGGAGCAGGAGGAGGUGGAGGAGGAGGAGAAGCGGGAGGAAGCGGAGGGCAAAAUUGCUUUUGUUACCAACGGGACCUGCUGACACAGCUCACGAGUAGCGAGACGUUCGCCGUCAUUUUGAAAUGAACCAAACAGACGGCGAGGAGGACGAGGGCAAAGCAGGCGCGCGACCGCCACGAGAGCCUGGGCAAGGGGAUGGGAGGGGGUCUUGUGGGAUGGGGUCACGGCUCGGGGGUACUGCGCGCGGUGGGAGGCAAAAAGGAGGGAACGUAAAGUAGGGGGUGCGGGUCUCCGUACGGACUAGUAAGACAGGACCAAUGGCUUUCUUGGACGCCUACCGGUGCGUUGUGAGACAAAAUGACCAAUGGUGGCCAAUCUGGUCGCCUGUUGUAAACCUGCUAACAA
Molecule: messenger RNA, 1437 nt
Organism: Chlamydomonas reinhardtii
Lineage: Eukaryota; Viridiplantae; Chlorophyta; Chlorophyceae; Chlamydomonadales; Chlamydomonadaceae
Exons: 5
Coding region: 81-992 (303 amino acids)
Source: RefSeq, a predicted model, not a curated record